CGGGCGGCCGGCAGUGCCGAGGCGAGGCCGGGCGGAGCGCGUCCUAUUCUGCGUGCUGAGCAACGGCCGGGCGAUGCGGGCGGCGGCGGGGUGCCUGGUGCUGGCCGGGGCGCUGGCGCUGGCGGCGGCGGGGCUAGCCGGGGCCCGGGAGAGCCGGCCGGCCUUGGAGCGGCUGCUGCCCGCGGUCGGAGCGCGCUUCGGCUGGACGAACUUCAGCUGCCCCGCCUGCAGGCUCCUCUUCAGCGCGCUGGACGCCGGCAUGCAGCUGGAGACCAGCGUGGAGCACCUGCAGCAGCUGGCGGCCAAGGUCUGCGUGACCCUGAAGCUGGCGCCCCCCGACGUGUGCCAGGAGGCCACCCGCCUCUUUGGGCAAGACAUGGUCACCGCCUGGGUCCACUCCGUCCUGCGCCCGGCUGAGAUCUGCGGCCUGCUGGUGGGCGCCCGCUGCGGCCACUGGGACAUCUACUCCAGCUGGAACGUCACCCUGCCUGAAACCCCCAAGCCCCCCGUGAGGCCUCCGGUGCCCCCCCCACCCGGCGCCCCCACGGCCCGCCUGCUCUUCCUGACGGACCUGCACUGGGACUGGCAGUACACCCCGGGCAGCGACCCCGACUGCAGGGACCCCCUCUGCUGCCGGGGGGGCCAGCCGCAGGGCCCCGGGGCCGGCUACUGGGGCUCCUACAGCAAAUGCGACCUGCCCCUCCACACUCUGGAGAACCUGCUGCAGCACUUGGCGUCUGCCGGGCCCUUCCAGGCUGCCUACUGGGCGGGCGACAUCCCAGCUCACAACAUCUGGCAGCAGACCCGCCAGGACCAGCUGCACGCCCUCUCCACCAUCACCAGCCUCAUCCGGAAGUACCUGGGGCCGCUGCCCGUCUACCCGGCGGUGGGCAACCACGAGUCUGUGCCCGUCAAUGCCUUCCCCCCGCCCUACGUGCCUGGGAACCAGUCCUCCGCCUGGCUGUACGAUGCCAUGGCCGACGCCUGGCAGCAGUGGCUGCCCCCCGAAGCCCUGCAGACCCUGAGGCUGGGGGGCUUCUACACCCUCCCCCUCUGGCGGGGCCUCCGCCUGGUUUCCCUCAACAUGAACUUCUGCUCCGAGGGCAACUUCUGGCUCCUGAUCAACGCCACCGACCCGGCCGGGCAGCUCCAGUGGCUGGUGGGCGUCCUGCAGAGGGCGGAGGAGAGCGGAGAGAAGGUCCACAUCAUCGGCCACAUCCCGCCCUCCCACUGCCUGCGGAGCUGGGGCUGGAAUUACUACCGCAUCAUCAACAGGUACGAGGCGCCUGGCACCUGGGCAAGUGCUGGUACCAGGGUUGGCGCACAGGCUCCCGCAGGGCGGUGCCCCUGCCCGCCCCAGCCUGGGCGUGGCCUGAUGGACCCCACUGUCCAUCAGCCAGAGCAGCUGGGAGGGAACCAGGCAGAGGGCGGCUAUCAACUCCCUCCCCGCCCGCCAGUCCUGGCCCAGGCAGCAGAGGGACCCGCCCAGGUCUCCCCCACCAAGCCCAGCCCUCCGUACGGACCCCCCAACGGGGGCCGAGAACCUGUGGCCGACCAGAGCCCCCAGCCCCCUUAG
Molecule: messenger RNA, 1576 nt
Organism: Pseudonaja textilis
Lineage: Eukaryota; Metazoa; Chordata; Lepidosauria; Squamata; Elapidae
Source: RefSeq, a predicted model, not a curated record